AUACAAAACCACACAUUUUAUACUUUUCUUGCAUACACCUCAAAACAAAUCAAGUUCCUUUGUUUUUGUUUGAUAAAUUUUUGCCAUGAAACGUGGAUACCCAGAUUCUCCAUCUUCCUCCUGUGGUCCACCUCAAUCCAAGUUCAAACAUAACCCUGAAGGUGAUUCACAAUUUUUGGAGGAUGAGAGCACCAAGAUUAUUGCUCGAAAAGUGGCCGAUCAUUAUAGUUCUAGAACAAAUCAAACUUUGGAAGAACGUGAAGCAAGUCCGAUCAUUCACUUGAAAAAAUUAAAUAACUGGAUUAAAAGUGUCUUGAUUCAGCUUUAUGCUCGUCGGGGUGAUGCUGUUCUUGAUCUUGCCUGUGGCAAGGGUGGUGAUCUCAUCAAAUGGGAUAAAGCAAAAGUUGGAUAUUAUGUUGGCAUUGAUAUAGCUGAAGGAUCGAUAGAAGAUUGUCGUACGCGAUACAAUGGUAAUGCAGACCAUCAUCAGCGUCGCAAAAAGUUCACUUUUCCUGCCCGUCUCAUCUGCGGGGAUUGUUUUGAGGCAUGCUUGGAUAGAGUUUUGGUGGAUGAUGCUCCUUUCGACAUCUGCAGUUGCCAGUUUGCCAUGCAUUAUUCCUGGUCUACAGAGGCACGGGCACGUCGAGCACUGGCCAAUGUUUCUGCUUUACUUCGUCCGGGGGGCACCUUCAUUGGGACGAUGCCAGAUGCCAAUGUGAUAGUCAAAAAACUUAGAGAAGCUGAAGGAUUGACCCUUGGCAACAGCGUCUACUGGAUACGUUUUGAUGAAGAAUUUAGUGACAAGAAAUUUAAAUCUUCUAGUCCCUUUGGUAUCAAGUACAAGUUCCAUUUAGAGGAUGCUGUGGACUGCCCCGAAUGGAUCGUUCCUUUUCAUGUCUUCAAGUCGUUAGCAGAGGAGUAUGAUCUAGAACUCGUUUUCGUAAAAAACUCGCACGAGUUUGUUCACGAAUACAUGAAAAAACCAGAAUAUAUAGAGCUUAUGCGGAGAUUAGGUGCAUUAGGCAACGGUAAUCAAGACCAGAGCACAUUAUCUUUGGACGAAUGGGAUGCGGCUUAUUUAUACCUUGCGUAUGUUUUAAAAAAGCGCGGCCAACCGGAUCGGACACAAGCAAAUAGCAGAAAAGAUAAAGGACAGAUGCAAAUAGCAAAGGAGGACAUCCUGUAUAUUAGUAGUGAUGAUUAACAGGAAACCAUGGAUUCCACAGAUUUAUUUGAAAGUCCGAGCGAAACAUAAAUAACGGAGGCCGGCCGCCGGCCGAGUGUAUGGAGCAAUGCCUAUGAACCAUAUUUUCUAGACACGUGUCAUCAUUAAAUUAGAUGAAAAAUGUUCUAAAUAGUAAAUCUAAUAAUCAGGCAUCAAUCAUUUUUUAUUAACCAGCGAUUGAUCCAAGGCAAUUCCGCAGCAAUAUAAGCUUUGUAUUCCGCAAGCAUCCAAGUGGAAAAA
This is a messenger RNA of Hibiscus syriacus, 1465 nucleotides long. RefSeq names its product mRNA cap guanine-N7 methyltransferase 1-like. The coding region runs from base 86 to 1204 and encodes 372 amino acids. Gene Ontology annotation, biological process: 7-methylguanosine mRNA capping. Gene Ontology annotation, cellular component: nucleus. Gene Ontology annotation, molecular function: mRNA 5'-cap (guanine-N7-)-methyltransferase activity. The transcript has 13 exons. The record is from RefSeq and is a predicted model, not a curated record. NCBI's taxonomy places the organism in Eukaryota, Viridiplantae, Streptophyta, Magnoliopsida, Malvales, Malvaceae.